AUGGCGCUUGAAUCACCCGUCAUUGGACCGUGUCGACUUGCCCUGACACUAACCUCCCUCUGCCGACGUCACCACCACCUCAGGAAGUCCACUAUUACAUCACAAUACUUGUCCGUAUUCUCGGGGCAAAAUACAAGAGAGGGGGUCGUUGACGAACUAACUUUUACGGAACGGGCCAUACUACUGUAUUACACGGUGGUUAUCGUAGCAGCCGCAAAACGUUUCAGCUGCUCCCGGCAACUAAAUAAAUCGGACGGGCAACAGAGUACGUGGGUACCUUGUAAACCAAACAGGAUAAAGGGUGAUUCACCAAUCGCUCAUGCUGGCCGAGGAACUGAAUAG
Messenger RNA from Paracoccidioides brasiliensis Pb18, 342 nucleotides. RefSeq lists its product as uncharacterized. The record is from RefSeq and is a predicted model, not a curated record. The transcript is spliced from 2 exons. Bases 1 to 342 code for a protein of 113 amino acids.